GUCAGUUGAAAGAAAACUUAGAAGUGAACGACGAAUAGUCGACGUCAGCGACAGCAUAAUAUUCAAACGUGCCAUAUUAACUAACUUGCGGAUACGAUGGUGCUACACUUCGAUCGCGAUGUGCUCCUGGAAAACCACAGACGGAGUCGAACGCUGUUGAAAGGACAUCCACUAACCAUGGGCUCAGGCACUGCGAACGGAGAGUCCCAGAAGACCAACUGGACCAUCGGAUUGAUCAACGCUCACCUCGGCAAGUAUCUGACCGCCGAAUCGUUCGGAUUCAAGGUUAACUCCAACGGUGUGGCACUCAAGAAGAAACAACUCUGGAACCUCGAAGCUUUCGGUGAAGGUGAAGCCAUCUGCCUCAAGAGCCACCUCGGGAGGUAUCUUGCUGUGGAUCAGUUUGGCAACGUGACCUGCGACAACGAGGAGAAGGAUAUCGGUGCCAAAUUCACCAUCAGCAUGACCGGUGACUCGAAGGGACAAUGGGCUCUGAAAAAUGAGAACCGCGGAUACUUCCUCGGCGCCAGCGGAGAUCAACUCAUCUGUGCCGCCAAAGCGCCCUCCAACGCUGAGCUAUGGACUGUGCACCUGGCCGCUCGACCCCAGGUGACCUUCAAGUCUGUGGGUCGACGCCGUUUCGCGAGAUUGUCCGAAGCUCAGGACGAAAUCCAAGUGGACGCCACCACGCCAUGGGGCGAGAACACUCUCUUCACACUGGAGUUCCGCGAUGGAAGGUACGCCGUGCACACUGGGAACAACAAGUACCUUUCACCCGACGGUAAGCUCCUCGAUCGCUGCGAGUCCUGCUGCCUGUUCUCGAUCGAGUUCCAUGGGGGAUACCUCGCUCUCAAGGACAGCGACAUGAACUACCUAUCGCCAAUCGGCAGCAAGGCUGUAAUCCGUUCGAGGAGCAACGCCGUCACGCGAGAUGAACUCUUCUCUCUUGAAGACUCGGUGCCUCAGGCCUCUUUCGUGGCGGCGCUCAAUGGCAAAUUCGUCUCAGUGAAGCAAGGCGUUGACCUCACGGCCAACCAGGAUGAGAUUUCGGAUCACGAGACCUACCAGCUGGAGUUCGAUAAGGCCACCAGCCGCUGGCUAAUCAGGACCAUGCAAGAUAAAUAUUGGACUCUUGAGCCAACCGGCGGGAUUCAGGCCAGUGGAGAAAAAGCCAGCAGCAACUCGUUGUUCCAACUCAACUGGCAGUCGGACGGGAGCGUCAGCUUCACCGCAAAUAACGGAAAGUAUCUCGCCAUCAAGAAAUCUGGACAUCUUUACGCCAACGCCGACAGCGCUUCAGACGAGAAUACGAAGUUCUACUUCUUCCUUAUCAGCAGGCCGAUGCUUGUGCUGAAGUGUGAUCAAGGCUUCGUGGGCUUCAAAAGCUCCGCCAGCGCCAAGCUCGAAUGCAAUAAGGGUACAUACGAAACCAUUAUGGUGGAACGUGGCGAGAGAGGUGUCGUCUACUUCAAAGGCUCAAACGGCUCAUAUUGGAACGUUGCUGACGACGGAACAAUCACCGUCGACUCCGAAGUCCGAGGGGAAGGAUUUACGUUCGAACUCCGAGAACCUUCUCGACUGGGGAUCAAAGUCGCGUCCACUGGAUGUUUCCUGAAUGCGGAUAAGAACGGUCUCUUCAGAAUCGGGGGCCCUGAACCGAACAAGGCCACGAUGUGGGAGUACUGAAUUGAGAAAUCAGGAAGAUGAUGAUGAUGAUCUGGUCGACGCAUACUCACCUAGUGCCGUAUUCGAGCCAUUCGUGGACACCUGUCUCUUGGAAUUUGAACGUGAAAUUCUCAUAAGAGCCUCUCUUCCAUCGAAGCCUCAAAACAUAUCAAAAUAUUUUCUUCAGCAUUUGUUUUCUGUGGAUAUUCUGACUGUGGUCCAGUCA
Messenger RNA from Galendromus occidentalis (western predatory mite), 1891 nucleotides. RefSeq names its product fascin domain-containing protein singed (gene sn). The transcript has 7 exons. Lineage: Eukaryota; Metazoa; Arthropoda; Arachnida; Mesostigmata; Phytoseiidae. Gene Ontology annotation, molecular function: protein-macromolecule adaptor activity; actin filament binding. The record is from RefSeq and is a predicted model, not a curated record. Bases 97 to 1686 code for a protein of 529 amino acids. Gene Ontology annotation, cellular component: cytoplasm; actin cytoskeleton. Gene Ontology annotation, biological process: establishment or maintenance of cell polarity; actin filament bundle assembly; cell migration.